Molecule: messenger RNA, 912 nt
Organism: Acaulospora morrowiae
Lineage: Eukaryota; Fungi; Glomeromycota; Glomeromycetes; Diversisporales; Acaulosporaceae
Source: the annotation of a GenBank genome assembly
AUGUCUGGAGAACUAAUAUCGAUCAAGACCGCAGUUGAAGUGGCCAUUUCUGCCGUCGUCGUUGGCGGAUUUUAUAUUUAUAUUCCUAGCCUCGUUGUUCCUAUAGUUGUACUUGUUGUGGGUUCAUGGUAUAAAUAUUUGAAUUCGUUGAAAAGAAAAGUCAAACCAGUUCUAACUCCUGAACUAUGGAAACAAUUCUCGCUCGUGGAGAAGAUUCGAAUCAGUCACAACUCCGCAUUGUAUCGUUUUGCAUUACCACACCCGGACGACGUUUUGGGUCUCCCGAUCGGUCAGCAUAUUUCGGUGCAAGCGGAAAUUGACGGUAAACUUAUCCAACGCAGUUAUACGCCAACUAGUUCGGAUGAUGACCUUGGUCAUUUCGAUCUUGUUAUAAAGACUUAUCCCAAUGGAAACAUAUCCAAAUGGAUCGACGAACUCAAGAUUGGGGAAAAAAUCACGGUCAAGGGUCCCAAAGGUCAAUUUAAAUAUAGGCCUGGAUUGGUCCGAGCUUUUGGCAUGAUUGCCGGUGGCACUGGAAUAACACCGAUGUUACAGAUCAUUCGUGCUAUUUGCAAAAAUCCAUAUGACAAAACGCGCGUCAGCUUAAUCUUUGCAAAUGUCACCGUCGACGAUAUCUUGUUGAAAGACGAACUAGACUCGCUCGCAUCUAAACAUGAAAACUUUACCGUUUUUUACACAUUGGAUAAGCCUCCACAAGGUUGGACCGGAGGUUCUGGAUUCGUGACACCCGAAAUUAUUGAAAAAUACUGCCCUAAACCUGCGCAAGACGUCAAGAUAUUAUUGUGUGGUCCUUUGCCCAUGGUCAGUGCCAUGACCAAAGUUUGCGAGUCGCUAGGUUACGAGAAGGCCAGAAGUGUUUCGAAACUCGAGGAUCAGAUUUUUAAAUUUUAA